UGCAUCGCGCAGGCAUCGUCAUCGCCCACCACUCAGUGUUCUGUGUCGGAACGUGCAUUGCCUGUGUAGUUUCGUUGAGGGUGGAUCUGCAUUUCGUGGUUAAAAAAAGUUUGGCAUAUUGAAUCGGCAACUUUUUGUUGCUUAGGCUGUAGUCAUGGAUAUUGAAUAUUCUGUAAUAAGCCAGCCUCCGGUCGACGAAACCGAUGACACCAUACCACUACCAUGCUGUGGUAAUGGUCUUCCGCUGAUCCCUUUGCCAGAACUACCUAUAUUUAAUGCUCUAGAAAAACAGUACCUAGGAAGUCUGCAUCAGCCCGGGCUCACUAAUGAAGUCCGCUUCGGCAUUGGACGAGGAAAGAUAUCAACGCUUUCCUCUGGCCUUCCAGCAGGAGAUGCUAAUUCUGGGUGCAGUGACAAGGUUGGUUCCUAUUGGCACAAUCAAAUACCGCUAAGGGUAUCCAGUUUGGACGCUGGCUUGGAGCCUCCAAGUUCUGAUGCCGCAGGAGUAAAUGAAACAGCAUGUAGGCCACCUGGUUUUGCUACAAGAAGCACCCUCAGACGAGGUCGAGGCAUUCGUACUUCUGGAAAGCCUUUCAAUAGUGGUGCCAGGCCCCUCUGUCCUCGAACCAUGUCCGGUCCACCACCAGAGUCCGGUCCACCACCAGAGUCUUCAGGUCAGGCGGAGACAGCACGGUCUGAUCAGCCACCACUGCCAAAGUCUACGAAGGCCAUCCCAAGAGGUGCACCGGCUGCAGUGCCAUUUGAUCCGGAUUCUGUUUAUGAAUCAUGCAUUUCAUCAUCGGGGUCGAGUUCAGACCUGGUGUAUGAAAGUGCAGUUGAAGUAUUGCCUUCGAAUGCAACUCCAGAGCCUGGGUGGGUGACGCCUGUCUCCAGUGCUGUGCUUGCUGCCCCUGAUUCUUUGGUUCCUGAUUCCAUCAAGUUGGUUCCGGAGGCAUCCAUUCCCAACUCAAAAACAGCCGCUGCUCUGUCUGAGAAGCAGAAGAUGACAGCCUUAAAAAAAACCAAGGUCCUAAUUAUGGUUGAUCCUGAUGCCUCCGAUUCUGUGCUGGAGAAGCCAAAGAAGACGUCCUCAAAAGAAGCUGAUCCUGACACUCUGAUUGCUCCGUCUUCAACAGCUGCUGAAAAGGAUGCUUCCGCUUCUGUCGCAAAGAAGCAAGAUGUUACUUCCGGCAGAGGAACUCGGGUCUGGAUUAAGGGUCUACCUAAAGGAACAACUCCAGAGCUCAUCUACUACAACACAGCCUCAUUUGCUUCCAUCGAUGAUGUGAUCAUCACUGCUGAUGAGCAUGGAGCAUCAGCAGAAAUAGCUUUGACCAAGCCGUACUGUGUGAUGAAGCUGUGCCAGUGUUUGCAAGAAGCAUUGACACUUGAGGGCUACAAGAAUCAGCUCGAGUUUUCGUGUCUGAAUCCAAUGUAAAAGCUGUCACUCGGAGUUGGACUCGUCAGUGAAGCGAGCCUGUCGUUAUCUUGAAAAGCAACGCGUGGAUCAAACCGUGUGAAAAGUUUUUUUAGUUUGAAGUCAUUAUUUUGUUGCUCUCAAAUGCAGUCAGUUAUUUUUAAUAAAGAUUCAGCUUUUUCAUAGACACCUUAACAAGAAUGCGACAAUGGUUCAGCACUCUGUUCUUGGUUUGUACAUCUUGACCAUGACCUUCUAUAUAAACUUCCGACCUGCUCACCGGCGCACUCUCUUACGGCGGCGCAUGGGCCUGAAAAUUGAGGCGUGCAGAAGACUGUUUAAACGAUGAAAUUGGUUAUGUGCCCUGGCUCCCACAAUUCGGCAAGCUGAUAGAACCGGAAAUAAGAAUAUACAAAAUUUAAGUGGGGAAUAUGGUGGCAGUGAACUGUUUCAAUACUCAAUCUUGCUCUAGAUGGCAGAAGUUGACUUUUUUCAGGAGGGUAGGAUAUAUAAACU
Messenger RNA from Rhipicephalus microplus (southern cattle tick), 1933 nucleotides. RefSeq lists its product as uncharacterized. The record is from RefSeq and is a predicted model, not a curated record. Lineage: Eukaryota; Metazoa; Arthropoda; Arachnida; Ixodida; Ixodidae.